AUGUCUAGGGUAUAUGAGCUGAAUAAUGGUUUGCUGGUGAAUCAAGAACAGUUGGAUCACUGGAAUGAGAAGCUGACGGCUCUUUCGCCGCAGGAGAUUAUACGCUGGGCUAUCAUUACAUUCCCGCACUUAUUCCAGACGACUGCGUUUGGUUUGACGGGGUUGGCUACAAUUGACAUGCUUUCCAAUAUGGCAGAGAGUGAGUCAGCCGAGAUUGUUCCGUUGAUAUUCAUUGAUACGCUGCACCAUUUUCCACAAACGCUAGAUUUGUUGAAGAAGGUGGAGGAUCGGUAUUACAAGCCAAGGGGACAGGCUGUGAAUGUGUUCCAACCGCAGGGUUGUAAGAGCGAGCAAGAGUUCGCUGCGAAGCAUGGUGACUUUUUAUGGGAAAAAGACGAUGACAAGUACGAUUUCCUUGUGAAGGUAGAACCGGCCCAUCGAGCAUACCAGGAAUUGCAAGUCACGGCAGUCUUCACCGGUAGAAGAAAGAGCCAGGGUGGUGCACGUGCCAAUUUGAAGUUUGUGGAGCUCGAUGAGCUGAACAAGAUUAUUAAGAUCAAUCCGCUAGCUAAUUGGGAUUUCAACCAAGUGCAGGCCUACAUUCGCGAACACAACGUUCCGUAUAAUGAACUGCUAGAUCUGGGCUACAGAUCCAUUGGUGAUUAUCAUUCUACGCAACCGGUGCAAGAAGGUGAAGACGAAAGAGCUGGUAGGUGGAAAGGCAAGGCCAAGACGGAAUGUGGAAUCCAUGAGACCAGCAGAUUUGCACAAUAUCUACAACAAACAAAGUAA
Kluyveromyces marxianus DMKU3-1042 is the source of this 792-nucleotide messenger RNA. RefSeq names its product phosphoadenylyl-sulfate reductase (thioredoxin) (gene MET16). The coding region runs from base 1 to 792 and encodes 263 amino acids. Gene Ontology annotation, cellular component: cytoplasm. The transcript has a single exon. The record is from RefSeq and is a predicted model, not a curated record. Gene Ontology annotation, molecular function: phosphoadenylyl-sulfate reductase (thioredoxin) activity. Lineage: Eukaryota; Fungi; Ascomycota; Saccharomycetes; Saccharomycetales; Saccharomycetaceae.